AUGGGGAUUGCCUUCCUUACUCAGACUGCAGCAGGGAUCCUGGGGAACUCCUGUCUCCUUUGUUUUUAUACCUAUACCCAAUUCACUGGACAGAAGGUGAGGCCCAUAGACCCCAUCCUGAUCCAUCUGGUCUUUGCCACCAACUUUGUUGUUUUAUCCAGAGGGAUCGCUCAGACUAUGGCAGGUUUUGGAUGCAAGUACUUCCUGGAUGAUGCUGCAUGUAAAGUCAUUUUGUAUUUCUACAGAGUAGCCAGAGGGGUUUCUCUUAUUUCCACCUGCCUUCUGAGUGGUUUCUUGAUCCUGGUAAAUGUUUAUGUGCCUCUGACAGUGAUUGUCCCAAAAUACAAACAAAUUGUCACUGUGUACAUGCGUUAUAGAUACUGCUCCCUAGGCCCAUCAGUACCCUUUGCAAUGUUAUUACGAGUCUUUUUAUGUGUUGCAUUGAUUAUCCCGCCCUGUAAUACUCCUAUAAUGUGUUUCUUCAAGUAUCGAGGACGAGAGAUGGCUAUACAACUGCAUACAUAUUGGAUCAAUGUUUUGUUUAAACACAAGCAGAGUGUCCAGCACAUUCAUAGCCACAUUACCUCUGGAAGACUUGAUCACGAGGCCAGGGCCAUGAAUACGAUCCUGGCCCUGGUGAGCAGGUUCAUCUCCUUCUACUGCCUCUCUGCCAUUUUCACUAUUUGUGUUGGUCUAAAUAUGAAACCAGACCUGUGGCUGCUGGACAUGUCUGUGUUCCUGGAUGCAUGUUUCUCAUUACUGAGCCCCUUUGUGCUCAUCAGCACUGACACUCGUCUCACUCAGGUGUUUUAUUCCUGCACUGAAUAA
Dipodomys ordii (Ord's kangaroo rat) is the source of this 828-nucleotide messenger RNA. Its product is annotated as vomeronasal type-1 receptor 1-like. The transcript has 6 exons. The record is from RefSeq and is a predicted model, not a curated record. Gene Ontology annotation, biological process: G protein-coupled receptor signaling pathway. Gene Ontology annotation, cellular component: membrane. Gene Ontology annotation, molecular function: pheromone receptor activity. Bases 1 to 828 code for a protein of 275 amino acids. Lineage: Eukaryota; Metazoa; Chordata; Mammalia; Rodentia; Heteromyidae.